AUGGGCCACAAUACCAAGACAACCACCUGGUUGGAUCCUCGUCUUUGUAAGAAAGCCAAAGCCCCUGAAGACUGUGAAGAUGGAGUCAUACCAUAUGAAAAAAUAGAGGACCCUCAGUAUGGGACAUACUAUGUUGAUCACCUAAACCAGAAAACCCAGUUUGAAAAUCCAGUGGAAGAAGCCAAGAGGAAAAAGCAGUUAGGACAGUCUGAAAUUGGGUCUUCAAAACCAGAUGUGGAAAAGUCACACUUUACACGAGAUCCAUCCCAACUUAAAGGUGUCCUUGUGCGGGCAUCACUGAAAAAAAGCACAAUGGGUUUUGGUUUUACCAUUAUUGGUGGAGAUAGGCCUGAUGAGUUCCUACAAGUGAAAAAUGUGCUGAAAGAUGGUCCUGCAGCUCAGGAUGGGAAAAUUGCACCAGGUGAUGUUAUUGUAGACAUCAAUGGCAACUGUGUCCUUGGUCACACCCAUGCAGAUGUUGUCCAGAUGUUUCAACUGGUACCUGUCAAUCAGUAUGUAAACCUCACUUUAUGUCGUGGUUAUCCACUUCCUGAUGACAGUGAAGAUCCUGUUGUGGACAUUGUUGCUGCUACCCCUGUCAUCAACGGACAGUCAUUAACCAAGGGAGAGACUUGCAUAAAUAAUCAGGAUUUUAAGCCAGGAGCAAUGGUUCUAGACCAGAAUGGAAAAUCAGGACACACCUUGACCAGUGAUCGUCUCAAUGGACCAUCAGAUCUAAGCGAACAGAGAGCAUCCAUGGCAUCAUCAGGCAGUUCCCAGCCUGAACUAGUGACUAUCCCUUUGAUUAAGGGCCCCAAAGGCUUUGGUUUUGCAAUUGCUGACAGCCCUACUGGACAGAAGGUGAAAAUGAUAUUGGAUAGCCAGUGGUGUCAAGGCCUUCAGAAAGGGGAUAUAAUUAAGGAAAUUUACCAUCAAAAUGUGCAGAAUUUAACACAUCUCCAAGUGGUAGAGGUGCUAAAGCAGUUUCCAGUAGGUGCAGAUGUACCGUUGCUUAUCUUAAGAGGAGGUCCUCCUUCACCAACCAAAACUGCCAAAAUGAAAACAGAUAAAAAGGAAAAUUCAGGAAGUUUGGAGGCCAUAAAUGAGCCCAUUCCCCAGCCUAUGCCUUUUCCACCCAGCAUUAUCAGGUCAGGAUCCCCGAAAUUGGAUCCUUCUGAGGUCUACCUGAAAUCUAAGACUUUAUAUGAAGAUAAACCGCCAAACACCAAAGAUUUGGAUGUUUUUCUUCGGAAACAAGAGUCAGGGUUUGGCUUCAGGGUGCUAGGAGGAGACGGACCUGACCAGUCUAUAUAUAUUGGAGCCAUUAUUCCUCUUGGAGCAGCUGAGAAAGAUGGUCGGCUCCGAGCAGCUGAUGAACUAAUGUGCAUUGAUGGAAUUCCUGUUAAAGGAAAAUCACACAAACAAGUCUUGGACCUAAUGACGACUGCUGCUCGAAAUGGCCAUGUGUUAUUAACCGUCAGAAGAAAGAUCUUCUAUGGAGAAAAACAACCUGAAGAUGACGGCUCUCAAGCCUUCAUUUCAACACAGAAUGGAUCUCCCCGCCUGAACCGAGCAGACGUCCCAGCCAGGCCUGCUCCCCAGGAGGCCUAUGAUGUUGUCUUGCAACGAAAAGAAAAUGAAGGAUUUGGCUUUGUCAUCCUCACCUCCAAAAGCAAACCACCUCCAGGAGUUAUUCCUCAUAAAAUUGGCCGCGUCAUAGAAGGAAGUCCAGCUGAUCGCUGUGGAAAACUGAAAGUUGGAGAUCACAUCUCUGCAGUGAAUGGGCAGUCCAUUAUUGAACUGUCUCAUGAUAACAUUGUUCAGCUGAUCAAAGACGCUGGUGUCACCGUCACACUGACGGUCAUUGCUGAAGAAGAGCAUCAUGGUCCACCAUCCGGAACAAACUCAGCCAGGCAAAGCCCAGCCUUACAGCACAGGCCCAUGGGACAGUCACAAGCCAACCACAUACCUGGGGACAGAAGUGUCCUAGAAGGUGAAAUUGGAAAAGAUGUCUCCACUUCAUACAGACAUUCAUGGUCUGACCACAAGCACCUCGCACAGCCCGACACUGCCGUGAUUUCAGUCGUAGGCAGUCGGCACACUCAGGUUGGUGACCAGAUUGUUGAAAUCAAUGGGGAACCUACCCAAGGAAUCACACAUACUCGAGCAAUUGAGCUCAUUCAGGCUGGUGGAAAUAAAGUUCUUCUUCUUUUGAGGCCAGGAACUGGCUUGAUACCUGACCACGGUGAUUGGGAUAUUAACAGUCUUUCAUCUUCAAAUGUGAUUUAUGAUGAACAGUCACCAUUUCCCCCAUCUUCACAUUCUGCUUCCAUAUUUGAAGAGUCUCACGUGCCAGCAAUUGAAGAAUCUUUAAUGAGAGUUCAGAUAUGUGAAAAGAAAGAAGAAUUAAAGGACGCUGCGCCUGAAAAGAAAAGCACUUUAAAUGAAAAUCAGUCUGAAAUGAAGCAUCAGUCUCUCUUCCAGAAAAAUGUGAAUAAGCGGGAUCCACCCAACAGUCAUGGGCACAGUGACAAGAAAAAUCUAUUAAAAGUAGAAAACGGUGUUAGACGAAGAGGUAGAUCUGCUAGUCCCAAAAAGUCAUCCAGUCAGUAUUCAGAGGAACAUUUGGAAACGGUUUCUAGUCCUCUAAAGGAUGACCCCAAAAGACGACCAAGAGAGCGAUCGCCGAGCCCCAGGAAAGGGGAGAACAAAAGCUGUCAGAUCAGCACCAAGGCAGGUGCUGGACAAGAUCACUGCAGAAAAAGCAGAGGACAUUCUUCCAGCCCAAAGCAGCAGCAAAAAAUUGAAGGAAGCAAAGAUCCAUCAAAUACUGAAGCCAAAUUAUUAGAUGAGAGUCAAAGAACAACAGGCCAUGCUAACAAUAAUGCUGAUGGGAAAGAAAAAUCAGGUGUCAUCAGGAAAGAUGCAAAGCAGAGUCAGUUGGAAAAAACAGAACGAGGUCUCCAGAGAAAAACAAAAGAAUGCAUGAAAAGUCUCUUCCAUCCAGAAAGACUAAUAACACUACUAGUAGAAUAGUAUCUGACAAUGAAAAAGGAAAGAAAGCAAUCAUAGGAGAAACAAGUUUUAGCAAAGAUAAAGUAGGAGAAAAUGUCCAAAUAUCAGAAAAGAAGCUGAAGCAAGAACCUGAAGAGAGAAUGGUUUUAAACAAAAUAGAAGGUCACAAAGGGAAAGAACUAGAGGCAGCUGACAAAAACAAAGAGACUGGAGGGUUCAAACCUGAAUGUAGUUCUCCAGUUAAGAAAACACCAAUAACUCCAGGGCCCUGGAAGGUGCCAAGUGCGAAUAAAGUCACAGGCACUACUGGUGUGGCUGAGAAACGGCUGUGACCUUUAUUGUAAAACAAAGAAAAACAAGUUGUAAUCUUUUCUUACUAAAAAGCAGCAUUUUUCCAGAAAAACAAUUUUUUUUUCAGAAAUUCUGAGACACGUAAGUACGUUUUACUUUGAGCACCAAGUUACCUAGGCUGCAUGAAGGGCCUUUAGGAUUGCUAAGAACCAGCUGUCCCCAUGGCUGGCCGCCCUCCCUCGCACUCAGGAAGGAGCUGCAUCCACGCGCUCGUCUCACGCGCUGCUCAGGCUGCCCGGCUCGUCUUCAUGAGUGUCUGAACAGAUGACGUGUGUCGAUAUUAACAGUGUGGUCACAGCUCACUUUGUAUUUGUGCCAGGUUAGCUACUGCAUCAUGUCUGUUUUAGCCUUCUCAUUCAGCUAUUUCCACACCAAUGAAAAAGUUAGGUUUGGCUUGGAAGUUGAUGUUCUCAAUAGCAUGUUGCAUGUUUACAGAGAGAAGUAUUGAGUCCUUGCAGAAGAGAUUGUUAACUCAUCAUUAAAGAUGGCAAUUGUCUCUUCUAGCAGCUACUGAUGAUGUCCCAGUUCAAAAAUAAAACUCCAAAACAUCACUACUUUUAAGGAAAAAAAUAUAUAGUCAAAUACUGAUGCUUUCUUAUGGCUUUUUAUUUUAAUUUGGCUAGAUAAGGUGUUUCAAAUAACUGUUAAAGAUAUUACUUACAAUUGAAUGUUCGAAAUGAGAAAGUACUUACAUUUUAAGUAACAGUUUACCUCCUGCUGUGUUAUCCAACCUUGAUGUAGUUAUAGCAUCUCAGGCCACCCUUUCUAUUUCAGUUAGUUCAUUAUGAAACCACAAAGAAGCAUGUGGAAAUAGCGCUUAUUGCUCUUCAGAGAAAAACUGCCAACUAUUUGUGGAUAUUCUGAUUGUACCUACUACUAAAGUCAUUGGCUUUUAAUACAGAAUACAUAUUUGAAGAGUCAAAAUGAUAUGGAUUGUGUGAGGGACGUGAUCAUGAAACCAGUUUCACAGUCCAUGGACAGAUAAAGUACCAACUCUUCUGGUAGCAGAUGUUUAAAAAUUCGGAUGUUUAGAAGUAGAAGCUGCGUAAGGCCUGCCAGCAAGUAAGGACGAACGUGGUGUAGACAGUCCUUGCUGGAUCUUAAUUUUAACUUUUAGCUACACUGACUUUCUUAUUUAAAAACAAGAAAGUGAGACUAAACAUCUGCUUCGCUUGUACAAAUUUUCAGAAUUCUUUUUAAAAGUCUAAAUAAAGAUGUUUGUUGGAAAUUGGAGACAGUUGACUCCAUAAAAUAAAUCCAGGUUUUUCAGUCCCCUGAAGUAGCAUCUAUUAAAUAAAGGCACCUUCUCAGAAUAAGCCUGUGCUAUGGAGUACUGGAACACACUCGUUCCGUCACCCUGGGUUCAUCUUGUGAAACACAUUAUGUCCAGUCCUUCCCUCUGAGAGUCUGACUGUGAAGCUCUUUAAUGUAACAACUGUAUCAGCCCCUGUAGAUAAGACAUGCUUCCCAGUGUGAGAUUUUCGAAAUCCUCUUUUCAUCCAGAAUUAUAUUUACCCACCUAUUGUAACUACUCGAAUAGAGCAAAUCUAGGAGGCUUGAUAAAUGCUAAGAAUUUAGUAUCACAGAAAUGGUUUAUUUUCCCUAUAGUCCACAAUUAGUGAUACAAAUCCUUUUAUUGUUAAAUGUGACAUAACCGAUGUCAUAUGUUGUCAGUCUGAUGUGGCUCUUCCUAAGUAACCUGUCACUGUACCGAUUAUAUACGACUUAGCAAUGUGGCCUUGGAAUGCUGAGCAAAAUAUGGAUGUACUGGCUGUAAAUGUUUAUAUAUUGUACAGUACCUUUAUAUAUACACACUUGAGGUUCUGAUUAGAGAAAGAUCUAUAAAUCGCUCGUUAUUUUUUAUAUAGACAUUAAAAAAAAC
Propithecus coquereli (Coquerel's sifaka) is the source of this 5248-nucleotide messenger RNA. It is a transcript of the gene MAGI3, whose product is annotated as membrane associated guanylate kinase, WW and PDZ domain containing 3. Gene Ontology annotation, molecular function: protein binding. NCBI's taxonomy places the organism in Eukaryota, Metazoa, Chordata, Mammalia, Primates, Indriidae. Gene Ontology annotation, cellular component: cytoplasm. Gene Ontology annotation, biological process: signal transduction. The record is from RefSeq and is a predicted model, not a curated record.